This is a messenger RNA of Sphaerulina musiva SO2202, 1144 nucleotides long. RefSeq lists its product as uncharacterized. The record is from RefSeq and is a predicted model, not a curated record. Lineage: Eukaryota; Fungi; Ascomycota; Dothideomycetes; Mycosphaerellales; Mycosphaerellaceae. The coding region runs from base 51 to 1139 and encodes 362 amino acids. The transcript has 2 exons.
CAGAAAUAGAAUCCGUCUUCCAAACCACCAUACUAGAAAUCUCCGCGCCCAUGUCCGGCUGCAACCACACCAUCUACGUACUCACCCUACCCCACAGCAUCCAAUGGAGUCUCCGCAUCGCCAAAAACGAAUCUGCAGCAUCAGCAUCAUCAUCAUCAUUAGCAGCGCGCAGUAUCGCCAUGAUGCGACACAUCAAACAGAUGGAACCUACGCUCCACCAAAUUCCGAAUGUGAUUUUUUCUGCGGAAAAGUAUUCUGUGCUGGAAUAUCUCGGUGGGAAUGCGAUUGGGUUUGGCGUUUGGGAUUUAUGCACUUUGCCACGUUCGAGACGUGAGAGGAUUUUGGAUGGACUUGCGGAGGUUUUGUGGAGGUUGUGGAGGUGUUUGUCUGCUUCAUUGCCAUUGUCAGCAUCACCAUCUUCAUUAUCGAUGUCGAUGUCGAUGUCGACGACGAAGACAACGACAACGAAAACGACAUAUCGAAGCUGGCUCUUCCACGAAGUCGACUUGGGAAUUCGUCGUUCGAUCGAAAAUCCGGGUUGGGGCGAUCCGCUCCAUUUUCUGCUUCGUCGGGCGAAAGUCGACUCGCUUCUUCCCUCAAUUGCUUGUCCAUGCGGCGACGACUGCUUGGGCUGCUUGGCUAUUCGGCAUGGGGAUUUGAAUCCUUUGAAUGUCCUUGUGGAUGAUGAGGGGAGAUUGACUGGAAUCAUCGACUGGGACACAGCCUCCUUCGUCCCCGCUCCCGCAGCAAUUCACCACCCUCUCUUCAUCGCCAACAUCCCCGGCUUCUAUACCGGCGUGCCCGAAACUAUGGAUUUUGCCCCCGAUCGCGCAUAUCUAGAAGCUGCCAUACGCAAGUUGUCAUCAUCGUCGUCGUCUUCAUCGUCAUCGUCGUCGGAGAGAGAUUCCGCACAUUAUAUUGCAGAUUUACUCGCCAGUUCGUUCGAGCGACAAUUUUUUGAAAUGGCGCUUCGGAAUCGACGGAUUAAUGACGAGUAUGUAAGGUUGAGACUACUGGGGGGGAAUCCCGGAGAGGUUGACAAAAAGGCUUUGCGUGAUGAGUUGGAGGAGUUUCUUGUGAGGAAUGGAGAUUUGAGGGGCCAUGUUGCUGUUGUGGAGCUGGAGAGGAGGCUUUGUUGAGAGAG